Kickxella alabastrina is the source of this 1656-nucleotide messenger RNA. RefSeq names its product EAP30/Vps36 family-domain-containing protein. The transcript has 2 exons. Gene Ontology annotation, biological process: protein transport to vacuole involved in ubiquitin-dependent protein catabolic process via the multivesicular body sorting pathway. Gene Ontology annotation, molecular function: ubiquitin binding; phosphatidylinositol-3-phosphate binding. Gene Ontology annotation, cellular component: ESCRT II complex; late endosome membrane. The annotation marks the transcript as partial. The record is from RefSeq and is a predicted model, not a curated record. NCBI's taxonomy places the organism in Eukaryota, Fungi, Kickxellomycota, Kickxellomycetes, Kickxellales, Kickxellaceae.
AUGGACCCAGUAGAGCUAGCACCAACGCAGCGACCAUUGCUCGGUAGCAGCGAGAAAAUCCUGUGCAUCCAGAACAAGGUUGGGCUGUACCAGGGCUUGGAGCGUGACGAGGAGCACGACUGCGGCACAAUGUAUCUCACUACACAGCGGCUGGUCUAUGUCGACCAGCAGCUCCCGCACGAGCGAUCACUGGCCCUGGACCUCCAGGCAAUCCAUAGAUGCACCUUGCACGGUGGCUUCCUCUACACAUCCGCCAAAAUAUGCCUCUAUCUCAAGCCCAAGCCUACGAAUGGGGGCGACAGAGACGUCCAGCCAGCAGAGGGCAGUAGCACCAGUGGGUACAACAGACAGAAUGGCGCACAGGGCACGACUUUGCUCGAAACAACUGGAAUCGCCAAUAUGUAUGGCCAGGCGAGACCCGGCUCUGGUGCCGGGCCUAUCGGGUGGAAAUGCAACAUCUGCGACCAGAUCAACAGGGGCGGCAUCAAAUGCACGCUGUGUGGCGUCCCACACCAGGGCAACUACGAAUCCACAGACACAUGCAAUGUCGCUGCUGAUACACGGCCUGUAAAUUCCAGCGGUGCCAAGCGGCAGCCCCUGCGCUGUCCUGUGUGCACAUUUGACAACCACGAGAGCAUGGUUCGGUGUGAGAUGUGCGACACUGGGCUGUCAAAACCCGACGAGGCGGUCGCGGACCAAACCAAUGCGGCUCCUAAGUCUACGGAGUACCAGCGGCUGCGCACACAGGAACAGGCGAAUUCGGGCAGGGAUAGCAACGACGCAAUCAGCCUCAUCAAGCUGUCGUUCCGUGCUGGUGGCGCAUCGGCCUUUUACGCGGCUCUCAAGGGGGCUGUGGACAACUCCCCGUGGGAGCUGCAGUCAGCAGCAGCAGCAGCGAAUAGUCCACUGCUCGCGCGCGAGCGGCGGCCGACAACAGGCGGCAUCUCGACCAUAGUCAACACAGCGCACGAGACACAGCAGGCUCGCGACGUGACCCUCAGAUCGGCGUUCUCCGACCUUGAUGCGCUGACAGCAAAGGCCAACGAGAUUGUGAGCAUGGCUGAGCACAUUGCCACACAGCUCAACUCGCCCGCAGCCAGCAAGCUGCACCGCAAGGACGCUGCCGAGAGCGACGAGGACAACGCCGAGCGUGUCGACGCAUUCCGCCAGUACCUGCUGGACCUGGGCAUCGACAGCCCGGUGACCAGAGACACGGCCGGCGCAGUCUUCCACGACGAGCUUGCACGCGAGCUCUGCGACUACCUUGAGAACUACGUGUCGCAGUGCGGCGGAACCGUGGCGCUCGUCGACGCCUACUGCCUGUACAACCGCGCGCGCGAGUUCUCGCUGGUCUACCCGUCAGACUUUGUGCAGGCUUGUGAAAAGUUCGAGGCCCUGCGGCUGCCGCUGCGGCUGCGCGAGUACCCGAGCGGGCUGCUGGUGCUCGAGGACGCGAGCUCAGCCAGCGACGCGCUGAUCAUCAGCCGCGUCGGCGCGUACAUAGCGAGCUUUGGGCCGCUCACGGCCAGCGACCUGGCGGCCAUCGAGGACUGCGCGCUGACGCUGGCCGAGGAGCGGCUGUGGCUCUGCGAGCGGGCCGGCGCGCUCUGCCGCGACGAGAGCGUCGAGGGCGUGCGGUUCUAUGCCAACGCAUUU